AUGGAACACAACAGGCAGAAGAAAGAUCCAUCAUGCAACAAGAAAGUAGCCUCUUCUCAUCCUUACGAAACAGCAAACUGGCUCACCCGUGCAACUCUGGGUUGGAUGAACUCCAUACUGCGGCUUGGCAGCAAAAGACCUCUGGUAAAAGAAGACAUUUUCCCUGUUCGUACAGAAGAUAGUAUGGAGUAUCUUGCUGGCAAACUGAAGAGCGAGUGGCAACAUGAAAUUAACAGUUGCCUACCAAGUGAUCGUAAACCUCGUUUGUGGAGAGCAUUUACUCGAAUGUUUUCGUGGAAGGCAUACACCUUGAUGUUUGUUUUAGUUCUGUGUCGUUUCUUGUGUACAAUUUUACUGCCGACGCUAAUGUGGUUUUUUCUGUCGGAGUUUGUGAGGGAAUCACAAGGUGACGCUUCAAUGUCUUCAUAUGUGUUCGUUACUGGAAUAAUUAUUUUAGCUCUUUUUAAAGGAUUCUCCAAGAAUCACUCAGCUUCGAUGGCAGAGAUUUGGAGCAAUCGACUUAAAGUGUCCUGCAUUGGCCUUAUCUACGAAAAGGUGAUAGUUCUCCCUUUAUAUCGUUUCAAAAAAGGGUGCCUUCCUUAAUUUGGGGUGAAGAUAUCUCUCUGGUCAUGUUGUAUCAAAAUAACAGUUAAAGUUCUUCUGGUCAGGGACUCGCCAGUACCUUUGAUCUAACAUGAUCCGAGUGAUUCUGGAUCAUAAAUCUUGCCGAGCCGAAUCAGACUACACGGCAGACGUUUCUAGACGGCAGGCAUUUUAGAGGAGAGGAAAGCGAAAAUAAAGUGAACAAGAUCGCGAGGAAGUGCACCCAUCCCGUUCUCGCUUUCCUUAUUCCCCCUUUUCUUUUCUUUGCCACGCAGGCAGAUCCGUGUCAUCCCAAAGGAACGAACUUUUUGGCGUUUGAUUGGCAAAGUAAAGGGGGAUUUGAGACAAGCGAGAAUGAGACAGGCGUCCGGUUCUCUCUGCGCACUUCAUUUUCCCAGGUCCUCUCCUCUACAAACGCCUGGCGUGCCAUUCAGACUGAUCCGGAGCACGAUUUACAAUCCGCAUUAUUACCCCUAUCCUGGUUCAUCCAAGUUACCGACGAUUCCUUGCAAUUCCUUUGAUUCACCAUGAUCGGGGCGAUCUUGCUUCAUAAGUCCUGAUUUGGAUCAUUCCAAUGGAAUACACCCAAAGAUUACAAGAUAGAGUUUUUCUUUCAUGUAUUUCAGUUGACAGUGUUUAAAUUGUGAGGGUAAUACAUGUGUCUUUCUGAUCUUGAGUCAGAGAAUUUGGAUCAAACCAAUUACUACCCAGUGUAUUCAAUUAGUACCCAGUAAAUAGUGUAACACUGCCACUGCUAGUGGUGGGAGUUCAUUUGAGGACGUUCGUAGCACUUGCAUAUUUAAUAAAUUAAAGGGGCUAUAUCACGAGGAUAUUCAGCUGUUUUAGGACAAUUUUUUUGUGCUGAAUUCAUUUCUUGGUGCCUUUACCCAUUCACAAAAUACUCUUCAGUGUAGAGUUAUGAAGAACAAAUCAUAGAAAUUUCAUCGGCAAGCACUAAUCACAUUAAUUUUUUGGUGAGUUUUGGAGGCAUAGCAUUAAAACUUGAAAAAGGUGGCAAAACUUUUUCAUGUUGUAAUCCAUCCCCAUCCUUGCCACCUAUUGCAACAGAUGACAGAAAACAGUUUUAAUGCCUACAUAUAGUCUUAAAAAACAAAUACGGGCCAUUAUUUUACAAAUUGAAUUGAUGCGAAAAAAGGUUUUAGCUUUUUGAAAAUAAAUAAAGUGAGAUGGCCCUUAACUUUCACUAACAAAAAUUUGGCCGAUUAAUGCGCCUGUUCUUUUUAUAAACGCAGAUCCUGAAAGAACUUAAACGAAGUGAUGUUCAGAAGAUAAUCACUGGCAAGACAAUCAACCUCGUAACAAACGACGCUCAGAAACUGGAGAAACUCGUAUUUGGGCUACACUAUACCCUUCCUGCUCCAUUCUAUAUUUUGGGUUCAGUUGUUGUUCUUUUGGUCCUAAUUGGGUGGAGAGCUUUAGUAGGCAUGUGUGCUUACAUACUUUUACUCAUUUAUAUUUUCACAAUGUCACACAAGAACGGCAAGUUACGCCACAAAACUGCUGUAGCUACGGAUAAAAGAUUGGAGGUGAUGAACGAGAUCAUAUCCGGUAUUCGAGCUGUCAAAAUGUACGCUUGGGAAUGGAGUUUUACAGAAAUAAUUAAACAACUAAGAAGGUAAAUUGAACUGGAUUAAAUAUUAUCUGGGCGAUGUGAAUCACCACAACUCUGUCACUAAUGCAGUAAUUUUCCUCCAGAAACCGUUCCUAUUUUCACUCGCCUCCCCAAUUAGUCGAAUUCCUCACCAAGUAUUCUCCUCUCCUUCCAUAUAACCUGUCUCUAUCUUCUCUUUCAAUAACGUAUCACAAAUUAAACUUACGUCAGUAAAUAAAAUGAUCGUCAUACUUUUGAAACAUGCUGUUACUAUAAAUAAAAGCUUGGAAAAUAAAAGUACAAAGGCGUUCUAAAUGUUUUUCUUUUAAUAACUGACCAUAAUGCUUUCAUUUGUCUUCCAAACAGGAAGGAAAUGUGGUACAUUAGAAUAAGAGGACUUGUUAUAUCCAGCCUGUUGUCGAUGGCUUACACAAUUGCACCUCUCGCUGGGUUCAUCUCUGUUGUCACACUGAUAGAAGCAGGGGAACAAAUCACUGCUUUUAACAUGUUUACCAUUAUUUCAACCUUAAACGUUAUCAAUUUCUCCGUCUCUCUUGCUAUGGGAUACUUUUUGCCUUUGAUGGCUGAAGCAAAUACUGCAAUCACUCGGAUUGAGAAAUUCUUGUUAACACCGACAAACAGUGAGAGACGUAUCACGUUUGCUUCUAGGCGUGGUCCAUGUGGCUUCCUUAGUCUGAGUCUGAAGGAUAUAGCAUCAACUGUGAGGCAAGAGAACAUCAAGGUUGAAAAAGCAAAGUUGAUUUCCUUAUCAAACAAAGGGGGGAUUCUAGGUACUGAGACCAAUGAUCUUAUCCUUCUGAACGUUUCGGCAUCUUGGGACAGACAUGAGCAGAGGAUGGCUUUAAAGGAUGUUUCCUUUUCUUUGAAGAAUGGGCAAAUGAUGGCUGUGACUGGAUCGGUUGGAAGUGGAAAAUCAUCUCUUUUAAUGGCCAUACUUGGAGAGCUUCCUGCCAUUAAUGGAACAAUAUUGUUUGAUGGAGCAGUUGCUUAUGUACCACAAAUCCCUUGGGUUUUCUCAGGAACUAUAAGAGAUAAUGUUUUGUUCGGAAGACGUUUUGAUGAAGCUAGAUAUCAUGAAAUACUUGACAUUUGUUGUAUGCAAACCGAUUUGAAACACUUCUCUUUUGGUGACUUAACAGAAAUAGGGAGCCGUGGUGUAAGCCUAAGUGGUGGUCAACGGGUCCGUGUCAGUUUAGCACGUGCACUGUAUUCAGACGCUGAUCUUUAUCUAUUGGACGAUCCUCUUAGCGCAGUGGACGCCAAAGUCGGAAAAAGUCUGUUUGAAAGGUGUAUUUGUGGAUUUUUGUCCGGUAAAACCCGUGUUUUCGUUACUCACCAAUUGCACUAUUUAACAGAACUAAAUAACGUCAUUGUGCUAAGUAAUGGUGUCCUGGUGAAAGGAAAAACUAGCUUUUUAAAGGAAGGCUCCAAUACCUGCAAUUCUAGACGGUGCGAUGCCAAUAUACCUGGAAAUUUAGAGGGAGAUAAUUCGGAACGGUCAUUAGAGAACUUACUCACUACUGAGGGAAAUCAAGAUUUGAAGGAAGAUGAGGAAGACAGAAACACUGGUUCCAUAACUUGGAAGCUCUACUGGAAGUACUUCAGGACAGCGUAUUCUGCUCCUGUAAUACUCUGCCUUUUCCUGUUUAUUCUUGGAGUGAAAGGUAACUAUAAACUAUAUUUACAGGAUUUUUCCAAGAAUAAUAUCUUGGCUUUUUUUUCCUUAAAAAUAUGGUGUUAUAGACAUGGUUCACCUACUGCCAAGGAACGUCGGAAUUUUAGGCGUAGUUGGGAAGAGCGCGGCGCGGCGACAUGGUGAGAAGAAAAAGUUGAAUUUAAAUCAUGGUCAAGAGUUAAAACAGUGGGAUCAUUUAAACUAAAGUAAAAAUCUUUUAAUAAAUUUGGCACGCUAAGUUUUGUUACUUGGGAGGGACAAUGUCCUAGUGCUCUUUGUUCCAUCGUUUACGUUCUUGUAGAAGCUUUACUUGAAAUAUAUAACCAGGUUCAGGAAGAUAGCCUCCUAGAUUGGCCUAAUUUGAUAGGGACAACAACUCUGGUUCAUUUUGUUAAGUCGGUUUUUUGUUCUUUUUUUAAAGUGUUAUUGAUGAUGUCUCACUGGUGGGCAUCACAGGUCGCAGAAAUGACCCAAGAGCAACAGAGAUCAUCAAGGACACUGAAAAUUUAUGGAGCCUUGAUCAGCUCAUCCCUUGUGGCCAACUUUAUUUGCUCGUAUCUUUUUUAUUGGACGCUCCUUAAAGCUUCGGAGAGACUACACAACAAGAUGGUGGUCUCAGUCGUAAAGGCACCACUGAUUUACUUUGACAAAACUCCUGUAGGACGCACUUUAAAUCGAUUUUCCAAAGACAUCGGCAGUAUGGAUGAUGUCCUUACUCCUCAAUUCCUGACGGCUGUGGAAACUGUUUUAUUUGCAACGAGCACUAUACUGCUGCCAGUAGUAGCAAAUAUUUGGCUUAUUUUCAUUGCAGUUCCUCUUGUUUUAGUCGCCUUUUAUUAUGGACGUUACUAUUUGAAGUCAUCCAGGGAAAUCAAGCGGUUGGAGGCUAUCACGUGCAGUCCUGUGUACUCGCACAUUUCUGAGACAGUUGCAGGAUUAGAGAUAAUUCGUUCGGCACAAAAGGAGCAGGAUUUCCUAAGGAAACUAUUCAAGUGCGUAGUAUAAUGCAGUGAUAAUAAUUAUUCAUGUACAGGCCGUUCAACUAAAUUCUUGUUUUAUAAGUCAUCCUACCACAAGCGCAAAGAUCAUUUUAAAGAGAUUGGUUCCAGUUACAGGGACCUUUAUAGUCACAAAAGCACCCAAUUUGGCAAACAACUCCUUCUGAAAUAAUACCAACAAAUCUAGAACUUACGCAGCCCUCUUUCACACCCACUCGUCAACUUAAGUAACUGACUUUAUGCUACUUGACGUACGGUCCUGCUUGCGCUCUAUCGGUUUAAUACAGUUUUCAGUCAGUCCUACGUGGCUUGGAUAACCUGGUUGGUCAUUAUGAAGGAAAUCUAGACGCUUACUUUGUAAAGAGCUUUGUUUGAAUGGUUGGAGGCGGCUAAGGGCAUGCAAGUGGUAUGUCGAUACACCCCAACGAGUAGAUAAUAUGCCCAAACAUAACAGAAGCAUAGCUACUUCAUAUCCGCCAUUAUUAUUCAUUUAAUAAAUUUCUUCGUUUCUGAUUGGCUAAAAUCCCACGCAACAGAGAAUUUAUCACAACCAGCUUUCGUCGACCAAAUUUCGAAGAAUUUUGUGAUAUAUGAAAAAUGAGGUCAAUCGUGUAGCAAAUUGCCAGAUUAUGGAACCGUUAACUGAGAAAACGGACGAGGUGGAGUUGUUUUGGCAGAGAGUAAAAAAAAAUGGCGGAAAAUUUCACUCGUUUCACGAGAGGAAUAAAUAGGCGAACUAUUUGCUAGCAAGAACAGCAAGAAGACAACUCGACGGACGACAUGUACAUCUGCUGUUUGGAGAAUAUUUGCGGAGCCGAACAACCCUAUAUCUCCUAAACUUGCCGAUUAACAUGCGCUAUCGAAGAUGAACUUAACAUCGAUGGAGGUAAGCAUGUUUAACCUUGUCUUUAAACUAGGCCUCGUUGGAUAACACCCUCCUCGAUCUAUAUAAUUCUUCAGAUGAUACUCAGCCUCAUUAAAAAAUUGUUAAUUAUUAGGAAAUUGAGUAAGCGUUUUACCAGACUUUUGCAUACCGUAUACCAAUCCUCCUAGUCCUGCAGUACUUACCAAAACUUAGGGGCACACAACGAGAAUAUAGUUCAAAACCAUUUAAUUAAAGCAUUGUUAAACGUAUUUUAGUGUUUAAACGGUAGAUAUAGGCAGAUUUUCAUCUCCUAAAAAUUCUUCAUCUGUUCGGAUUUCCUAGCGGAAAGUUUAGUGAUCCGAAAAUUAUAGGUGACCUUUUUAGGGUAAAAAUACGUUAAAAAUAGCCAAUUAUACCAUUUUUAAGAUGUUCGAAAAUCCUAGGAGAGGGAGGCAAGCAGGAAAUUUUGCAACAAAUGUUCCGAAAAUCCUAGAUCUCAAAUCGUCUUCCGCGAACAGAUAUUUUCCGAAAAUUGACGUUGGGUGCCCCUGAAAACUGAUCAUCACACUUGGUGGUUCUCUAGAAUUUAUCCGAGCUUCCAGUGGAUCAUCUUGAGUCGCAUUUAGGAUCGUUACUUUCUGAUCAAUACCAGAACUUGCUUCCGUUCAAAGCAACAGUUUUCGUUUCCCAAUUCCUACCUGAAAGUUAUCGAGUUUUAUUGUUGCAGGUUUGAAAGGUGCUGUAAAGAAGUCGGUGUUUGUAAACAUCAUUUAUGACCUUCUUUUUUCAUUUUUAUUGUUAGUUACCAGGAUGAGAACACGUCAGCCUUAAUGAUGGUGAUAACCAGUUCCCAGUGGCUUGCUCUUCGUAUGACCCUUCUAUGUAGCUUGAUGGUUGCUGCUGCAGGUGUUGGAGCUGUCCUUGUUGCCCAAAGCCCAGGUUUGUUUUCUUGGGAACACCCACCAUGGGUGAAUCCAGAAAAUUCAGAAAUGGGGUAACCGGGACACUUAAUAGCUCUAUUCAACUAGAUAGAAUACAAAGGAAAAAAAGGGUGGCGGCCCCCUCGGCCAACCCUUAAAUCUGCCCAUGCCGAGACCAAAAUGACCCUUUUUCCUUUUAAAGGCCAACAUCGUCUCCGUUGAAAAACGGACUCUAGGCUAGGAAAAAAGUUGUUUUGUAGCAUGCAUUGCAGUGCUGAUAGCCAUAUCUUUCUCUCUUUUCUUAGCUGCCUUUCAAUUCUCCGUGUGGCUUGGGCGUUUCGCGGCGGAGCCUGAUUUCGACUCUCUUGCGAAACGUUCUUAGCGCCAGGGAGUGUAGAGACGGCUGUAUUCGCCGGCUAGUAACCCUAUUAUCAUGGCAAAACUUCCCAGAGUCGUCUGUCCGACCAUGGUCUGCGUCACAGACUUAUAACGUAUGCGAAGUAGCGCCGAGAUCCUUGUUCUUAGGCCCCAACAGACUCAACGAAAUACCGGAGGAGCGAUAAGAAUUUCCUUUCAACUUGAUUAGCAAAUCGACAACGGCUUUUUUAACAGGCCAAUCUUGGCGGGUACUCAAAACCUUAUACACAUGUUGGAGCUCAGAACAAGGACUCUGGCGCUGUUCUGCAGACGAACUUAGCCAGAGUAGUUUCUUCGUUGGCGUAGUUUAUUUGAUCAGAGCCAUAUAUAUUAUUUCCCUUCAGCCCUUGCAGGGUUGUCUCUUACGUUUCUGUUGGAAGCCGUGGAUGAAGUCUCAUUUAGCAUCAGAAUAAGUUCUGAAGUGGAAAAUCUCAUGACUUCGGUAGAAAGAGUAAUAACGUACAGUAACUUGGACGAAGAGGCCGGUUAUAAUACAGAGAUCCAGCCACCGGAUUCAUGGCCCACAAAGGGGACGAUCGACAUCAAGGACUUGUCUUUCAGGUACACCGAAAGUGGGCCACGAGUUCUGAAGGACAUAAAUUUGUUUAUUUCUGACAAAGAAAAAAUAGGAGUCGUUGGUCGAACAGGAGCUGGGAAAUCAUCACUCGUCGCAUCAUUACUGCGCAUGCCUGAUCCAGAAGGAAAGGUAGUGCAAUAUCUUCAUGUCAACACUGACUUGAUUAUUAAUAGGUUUUAAAUAGGUGAUUAUUAGAAGCUUGGAAAACAAGGCAAAGAGACAUUUUCAGUCUCAAAAUUGCAAAGACACUUUGAUUUAGUUGGCGCGACAAAAAGCCUUGCGGCUCUGAGUUAAGUGUGUUAAGACUUCUGUCAUGAACUAUUGUAAACACGAGGGUGAGUGUUUCAAAGGGUUUCCAGACAACGGGAAAAGUUUAACUAGCCACGUCUUUCUAAAAUGGACUUUGAUUUUUCCUUUUAAAUUAUAAUAAAUCAUAAAGGGAUCGAUAAAUCCAGAACAGUCCAAAUCAAAAUUUGCUGUUUUUUCUUGGUUAAAAAGGUAAUAUGAAAUAGAUUUCCUUUUUUCUUUCUUAGUUAUUAAUGAGCGCUAAAAUUAAAGUGGACAAGAUAAUAUUAACGCUGAUAACGCGAUAAACAAGGCGUCUCACUGAAUGACAGAGACGUUGGCGCGUAUUGCCUUCACAAGAAUGAUCCCGCUGCAACUUGAAUUAAUCAUGGGAUCAUUAUGGCUAAAUAAAGCAAUGACCCAUACAUACCUAAAGAAGGGCACGCAUGACCAACAAAAGUAAAAAUAAACAAUGACAUCUGUUACAUUAUCGCAUUUAAUUGACUAACCAUUAAUUUUACUUUGUCUAAGCACAGCAAUUGUGACAAUUACUAUUAAAACCAAUUACAUAACCCCCACUGUCAGCAACAAGCAAUUAGCUUUAUUGAUGUCUUGUGUUUAAGGAAAAGAUUCAUCAAUGUAAAUUCGAGUAGCUUUACGUUUCAAAUUAGUUUUUUGCGUUAAGACGUUAAAUUCCUCAGAUUUUUAGUUGAGUCUUCGCUUGCGUCGCCUUUUUAACAGCAUCGAUCUAAAAAUAAAAAAAACUUGUCAAAUCGGUUCUACUAGGCACAACGCAGCAAUAGAAAGAUACAUAAUCGCAAUGAGAUACCUCUUCAUGACUUCAUGUGCGUUAGUGCAUUCAUGCUCCUAUAAUGAGAUACCUACCCCUCCCCCCAAUUAAAAAGGCUUAAAACACCCCUACUAUACUACUAUGCGCCCUCAAAAGUUAUGAUCAAAAUGGUUUUAUCUUGAUUAGGUGUUCGUCGAUGGUGUCGAUAUUGGGGGCAUCGACCUUCAAUCAGCUCGUCGAUGUAUGGCUGUUAUCGCCCAAGAUCCAGUCCUGUUUGGAGGCAUCCUGAGAAGAAACAUUGACCCAUUCUCUAGAUUCACGGACACAGAGCUUUGGAACGCCCUCGAAGACGUGCAGCUAAAAGGAAUGGUAGAGGAACUUCCUGGGCAGCUGAACUUCCAGUUAAAAGAAUCAGGAUCGAACUUCAGUGUCGGAGAGAGGCAGUUGGUGUGUCUUGCCCGUGCAUUGGUGCAAAGAAGCAAGAUCAUUAUAAUGGAUGAGGCCACAGCUAAUGUGGACUUCAAGACUGAUCAUCUCAUCCAGGAAGUCAUUCGUCACAAGUUUAAUGAUUCCACAGUGCUAACCAUUGCCCAUCGACUCGACACAAUUAUGGAUUACGAUAAGGUUUUGGUUCUUGAUGGUGGACGCGUUAUGGAGUUUGAGAAGCCUGACGUCCUAAUUAGAAAAGGUGGACUGUUUGCAGAUUUGGUGAAAAACGCAAGUGAAUCGAAAAGUCGGAAUCUUUAACGGAAAUUUUACUUGCUAUCAGCAGCCGGUCAAGCUAUUCUCCAUCACAGAGAAAGGCUUUACACUCAAUACAUGGCAAAAUUAAGUCAACACAGAUUUUAUCUGUGUGUCAUACUCAGGCAUACCCCAGGCCACUGAGUUAGAGAAUCAAGUGUCAUGUUGCGUUGAUUGACAUUAGCUGUUAUCUCUGGGUUGUUGUUAAAAUUGUUUUUCAUCAUUUGUUAAAAUCAAAAUCUAGUACGUUAUUUUACUCAGCAUACAAAGCGUUGUAAGAUUCUCAAAGGCGCCCAUGCGGUGAAUCAAAUUAUGCCAGUUUUAUGAAUUAGAAAGUACGUCUUUGACGACAUAUGGCAUGAAGCGUGAUUA
Molecule: messenger RNA, 9876 nt
Organism: Porites evermanni
Lineage: Eukaryota; Metazoa; Cnidaria; Anthozoa; Scleractinia; Poritidae
Source: the annotation of a GenBank genome assembly